Messenger RNA from Penicillium waksmanii, 741 nucleotides. RefSeq lists its product as uncharacterized. The transcript has 3 exons. Gene Ontology annotation, molecular function: acetate transmembrane transporter activity. NCBI's taxonomy places the organism in Eukaryota, Fungi, Ascomycota, Eurotiomycetes, Eurotiales, Aspergillaceae. Bases 1 to 741 code for a protein of 246 amino acids. Gene Ontology annotation, cellular component: plasma membrane. The record is from RefSeq and is a predicted model, not a curated record.
AUGAGCUCUACGAUAUCCCAAGAUGCUUCAACCAGCAUCGAGAAACCACCCAACUCUGUUGAUGUCGAGCGACAAAGCGAUACAGUUGCGUCGACAGCGACAGCUCCCGCGCCAAAGUCUCUAGGUGCAGGCUCUGCCCUCGCCCUCGGCGCAUUUGGUACGACUCUCACGACGCUGUCGUUGAGUUUAAUGGAAUGGCGCGGCGUCACUACGGACAAUGUAUUCGUGGCCAAUUUCUUCUUCAUCUCGGCCUUUGGCCUGGUCAUUACUGCUCAAUGGGAACUUUCUAUCGGGGAUGGAUUUGCGUAUACCGUCUUCAGUGCUUUUGGUCUAUUUUACGCUGGAUAUGGUGCACUCCUAACGCCGGCAUUCGGAAUCGUCCAGGCCUACGGCAACGACACAGCACAGUAUAAUAACGCGGUGGGAUUCUUCAUGAUACUCUGGACAGUCUUCGUGUUUACGUUCCUGAUUGCUUCGCUUCCGAGCAAUAUUGCUUAUAUCCUCGUGUUCUUCUUUGUGGACCUUGGCUUUCUGACUGUUGCGGCGAGCUAUUUUGCUGAAGCAGAUGGUCACCAUGCAUCCUCUAUCGCGUUGAAAAAAUCCGGCGGUGUUUUCUGUUUCCUAGCUGGUCUUGUCGGUUGGUAUUUGGUUUUUCAUUUGUUGUUGAAGGAUUCGCUGGUGGAUUUACCUCUGGGUGAUACGUCGCGGCUUUUUGGGAAGAAAAAGAAUAAGGCUCAGUAA